Messenger RNA from Sphaerodactylus townsendi, 5012 nucleotides. RefSeq names its product ephrin B2 (gene EFNB2). Gene Ontology annotation, molecular function: ephrin receptor binding. The record is from RefSeq and is a predicted model, not a curated record. Gene Ontology annotation, biological process: blood vessel morphogenesis; ephrin receptor signaling pathway; axon guidance. The transcript has 5 exons. The coding region runs from base 719 to 1717 and encodes 332 amino acids. Gene Ontology annotation, cellular component: plasma membrane. Lineage: Eukaryota; Metazoa; Chordata; Lepidosauria; Squamata; Sphaerodactylidae.
UAUAGUGGGGAGCCCGAGCGCCGGAGCGGGGACUCGGAGCCGCACGCUCGCCUGCGGAGCCGUCCGCGGCCGGAGCGCGCCCGGAGGAGGAGCAGGAGCAGGAGCGAACCGCGGACGAGCCAGUGGCGUUGGUGGCCGCUGCUGCUGCUGCUGCGCUCGGCGCUGGGCUGUUGUGGCUGCGUGGGAACAUUGUGCGCGCCUGGCUCGCUGCGCCUCGGCCGCCUGCUUGCCUGCCCGGGGUCCGGUGCCGGGCGCUGGGAACCCGCCGGAGCCUCCUCUCCGCCGGGCCCCGAGGGAGAAAGAGGGCGAGAGGCAGCCGAGGCGGACUUGCAGGAGGAGGAGGAAGAAGCCGCCCGCGAUGGAGCGCCAGGGCGGAGGCGCCGGGCGGGACGCGCCGCUUCUUCUGUUGCUUCUUCUCCGGGUGGAUUUAUAGAGGCGCGGACGGCGGCGGGGGAGCCGGGAGCCGGCGGCGAGGGCAGCGGCGGCGGCAGGAGGAGGAGGAAGAGGACUGAGCGGCGGGCGGCUCUUGUGGCUCGCCCGGCCGGGGCGUUGCGGAGGCUCGAUGCCGGCGGCCGGGCGCGGGAGCCAGUGAGGCGGCCGGCCCACCGACAGGAUUUGCUUGGCGGAGCGCCCCCCCCCCCUUGCUGGGGCCGACCUUGUUUGCCGGCGCCGCGGAGUUGGCGAGCCUUCGGGGCGGGCGGCCGCGGCGGCCCCGACCAUGGUAGCGCGCCGGAGGGAGUCCCCGUUCGGGCAGUGCUGCUGGGGCGUCUGGGUGCUGCUGUGCCGGACGGUGCUGGCCAGCUCGCUCGUCCUGGAGCCCAUCUACUGGAACUCCUCCAACCCCAAAUUCCUUCCUGGACAAGGACUGGUACUAUAUCCAAAGAUAGGCGACAAACUGGAUAUUAUAUGCCCAAAGGUGGACUCUAAAACUUUUGGCCAGUAUGAAUAUUAUAAGGUCUACAUGGUUGAGAAGGACCAAGCAGAUAGCUGCAUUGUUAAAAAGGACAACACACCUCUACUUAACUGUGCCAAGCCUGAUCAAGAUGUUAAGUUUACUAUCAAGUUUCAAGAAUUCAGCCCUAACCUCUGGGGCCUGGAAUUUCAGAAAAACAAAGAUUAUUACAUCAUAUCAACAUCCAAUGGAUCACUGGAGGGCUUGGAUAACCAGGAGGGAGGGGUCUGCCAAACAAAAGCCAUGAAGAUCCUAAUGAAAGUUGGACAAGUUCCCAAUUCUGGUGGGUCCCCAAAUAAUGCUGAUCCAACUAAACGCCCGGAACAGGAAGCUGGUACCAACGGGAAAAGCUCUACAACAAGUCCCUUUGUAAAGGAUCACUCAGGUUCCAACACAGAUGGCAACACGGCUGGUCGUUCCAGUAUCCUUGGUUCAGAGGUGGCCUUAUUUGCAGGGAUAGCUUCAGGGUGCAUCAUCUUCCUCAUCAUCAUCAUCACGCUGGUGGUUUUGUUGCUGAAGUAUCGGAGGAGACAUCGGAAGCAUUCGCCACAGCACACGACGACUCUGUCACUCAGCACGUUAGCCACCCCAAAACGCGGGAACAAUAACGGGUCUGAACCUAGUGACAUUAUCAUCCCUCUGAGGACUGCAGACAGUGUCUUUUGCCCCCACUAUGAAAAGGUCAGCGGAGACUAUGGACACCCGGUGUACAUAGUCCAAGAGAUGCCCCCUCAGAGUCCAGCAAACAUUUAUUACAAGGUCUGAUGAACGCUCAGCAUGGUACCUUUGGGAACUCUUUCUAGCCAAAUGCUAUCCAUGACGGGGUUGGGUUGUAAUGAACCCCUGUGCAGGUUACUGGACCAGGUGCGGCGGAGGGAACAGCGAGGCCCCCGACCCUGUUACAGAGAGAUGGACAGCUUCUCUAGUCUGUAGAAUUCCUGUCUCGGUGAACAAGCUUUGGCUUGGGAGCUGGAAGAAUUUACAUAGAAGAUACCCAUACCAAUUGCUGUACAUUCAUCACCCUCUAAGCCAUGUGCUGCAGGCAUUCAGGCACGUACAAAAAAAAGCCCAGAGAAGAUGAAGCAGUUCGUGGAUGAUAAUGGUUUUAGGCAAUCUGGAAAGAAGUCUUUAGUCAUCCACCUUGAAAUGAAGCCCAGUGACUCUGUGUGCGUGCUUCUCUCUUAGUGCUUAUGAAUUUGUCAUACAGAACCUCAGCUUUUAAGUAAGACUUUUAAUCAUUUUUUCUUGCUUUAGUCUGUCCCCGUAUUGCAUUUUACUUCGGUUACGUCGUGUUCCUGCAUUCUUCAUGCACAAAUUAUGUCUCUCCACAUCUCGCAUCGCUGUUGGAAAAACAUGAUGUUUUUCCAGUUCCAUGUACCCAUUCGUUUUCAAUAGCAGCCUCACUUGAAUGGAUAACAACUCUGGGAGAAAUUGGGCUUGCUUUAAAAAAAAAAGAAAGGGGAAUCUUCCAGCUGAAAGUUAGCUUGUCAGCAGAGUCAGAUGUGAGAUGAGGUGGCACAAUGUGGGGGAAGGGAAAGGGCAGGGCUGAUCAACUAUUGCUGCCUUUGGAAUCAGCCGGGCGAUGCCCGACAAUUUAGGUAGCACAGCACUUUGGAGUUCAGAGACAAGCAAGUUAGGGGAUGCAGUAACAACAGAGUGGAUUGGGGUGGCACCUGAUGGAUGCCAAGGUUAUUCUCAAGUAGCAGUGUGUAGGAGAAAUUCUUCCUCAAUUCUCUCCCUCAAAGUAGGACAAAGAGAGGGUAAGUCGAUGAGUGUGCCUGGAAGACAAGACAAUAGAAGGCCAUCGGUGAUAUAUUAGGGUAAGACUGCUGUGGUACCGUACCAGCAAUAAGAUGUACGGCUUUGAAGAAGCUGGGGCGGAAUCUUGGCCUGCUUCAAAUGACACUUUUUUAAAAAGCAGGUUCCGCUGCUGUACUUAUCACAUUUUAACUAAUAACGGGGAGGGGCAAGUGUUUAAGAAACUAGCAACAUCUGACGGAGGGAAUUUUUUUUUACAAGCUUAAACUGUCAAGAGGGCUAUAAUCAUCACUUAAAAUCAUGUCUCUUAAAAAUUGAUCAGGAUUUUUAUUUUUCCUCCAAUCAAGCCUGUCUUACAUUUCUGGUUUCUGGCAGUGCAUUUGCAAAGUGAUGCUAUGGUGAACACUGCCAUUGGGGUGUUCUCUUUCAGAAUAAAAAGCACAUAUGGUAAACUGCUUAUAGUUCAUAAAAAUGCAAUACUGUCAAGACACAAGAGCAGGGGGCAGGGAGAGGAAGAUAUGACUUAUUUAUAAUAGGUGUAUAGAACCCAUGGGAUAUAAAGUAGCAGAUUUUGUUAUUAUUACUAAUAUAUAUAUAUAAAUAUAUAGAAAGAGAGAGAUUGCACAGAGUCUAUACCAGAAGAUGUGAAAUUCAUCUGCGGCAAUGAAAUUAAAUCUUUCAGCAUUAAAGCAAAACAAUUUGGGCAACUACUUCUGGAAAAGAAAAGCUUCACUCCAAAAAAAGAACAAUACUGAGAGGAAAUAUAAAAAUAGCAAAGCCCUCAAAAGCUGUCUUUCAUAACGGUAGACUAGGAAAUGCAAGCCCCCCAAAAUAAAAAAAAAUCAAUGUAAGUGCAUCAUACUUUAUAACAACACACAAUAAUUCUGGUGGGUGCCCCUGUGUUGUGUCCCCCCCCCCCUUUGCCUUAUUGGAUGGAAUAUUCCAGAUAGUCACAAAUAGGGGAGUUCCAGUGUAAAGUUUCUGCUUGAAGCAUGGUAGUUGUCCUCCCUCCAACCUCUACACCCUAGAGGGAAAAUACUUUUUAUGUGCUAUGCAAAAUAGAUGUCUUUUCACAUAGUCCUGUUACCAUAGUAACACUUCACUUUCUGGACUGGAAAGAACAUGUAACUACAGCGUUUUAAGGUUCUCAAACCUCCACUGAGCACGUGCAAAAAUGUACUGUCACAGAAAUGAUUAUUCUCUGUAUUUUCUGAACCUGAAAAUGUCGGUCCGAAAAGGGAGAGGAGGGUGGAAAGGAAGCAGUGUUACGUAGGAGAUUACCAUGGUAACUAAGUACAAUCCAGAUGUAGUUCUUUCCUUAAAGCCUUCCUCUCUCUGAAUCCAUCCAUGCAAGAUUUUUUUUUCUUGUAAGUCAUUAAGAUUUUGUUUUGGGGGAGGGGAAAAUGAUGGGCCUUUUUUAAAAAAAAUCCACACUAUGUUUAGAUGAUUGGUUAUAUUCUGAUUAUAUAUUAAACAGGUGCGGGUGAGGGAGGGAAUAGGAGAACUGGAUAAAUCAAUGGGGAAAAGAGCACCCUACAACCAACUGGGGGGGGGAGAGACAAAAGAGCCCCAUGUAUCUGUGUUGUGUCUCGUGCAGAAUAAUGACAAUCUUACCAACUGUUCCUUUGGUUGGUGUGUUGGUUCAGCUUUGAGAAGUUACUGUAAAUGCCUUGCUUUGUGUUACCCGUUGAUCACUUAACUUUUUGGAAUUUGCACCAUCCUGUCUAAAGAGUGAAGACGCUGUAAAUAAAUUCAGAUUUACUGUAUAUGGAUUUGGGGUGUUACAAUAGCCUUAUUCACCUUUUUAAAAGUAAAUAUAAAAUUAAAAAUACACAUGGAAACAAGAAAAAACAUCUUUUCUUAACCAGAUUGUGUAUAUAGAGCAACAUUGGUUUUUUAUAAAGUCUAAGCAAGAUGUUUUGUAUAAAAUCUGACUUUUGCUAUGUAUUUAGCUACAGCUUGUUGAAAGGCAGUGUCAUUCCCCUUUGCACUGUAUCCAGGUUAAAAAAAUGGUAUAAAAAGGUUGCCAAAUUGCUGCAUAUUUGUGCUGUAAUUGUGUACCAUGAAUAUUUAUUUAAGAAUUCCUUUGUCCAGUUUGUAAGUAACACAGUAUUAUGCUUGAGUUAUAAAUAAUUUUUUCUCUUUUUUAAACUAGCGUGUCAUAGAUUUGAAAUCUUUUUUGUUCUCCAUUGCAGUUAGCCCCUCCCAGAAAACCAAAUCUAUGAAAAUUCACAUUCCGCAUCUGUUUCAAACUGAAUUUGUUCUUUUAAAAAAAUAAAAUAUUUUUUUCCUAUGGAAAGAA